Betta splendens (Siamese fighting fish) is the source of this 4227-nucleotide messenger RNA. It is a transcript of the gene rbms2b, whose product is annotated as RNA binding motif, single stranded interacting protein 2b. The transcript is spliced from 14 exons. The record is from RefSeq and is a predicted model, not a curated record. The coding region runs from base 451 to 1668 and encodes 405 amino acids. NCBI's taxonomy places the organism in Eukaryota, Metazoa, Chordata, Actinopteri, Anabantiformes, Osphronemidae. Gene Ontology annotation, cellular component: cytosol; nucleus; ribonucleoprotein complex. Gene Ontology annotation, molecular function: poly(A) binding; mRNA 3'-UTR binding; poly(U) RNA binding.
GAUAUCCCAUAAUGUUUGUUAGAAAGCUAUCAAUGAAGAAUUUGUGCCAGACGGAAUCCCAGAAUUUAGAAUUGUCGAGUUAAAGUCUGGUACAAAUACAGGAAUGGGGUCUGAAGUUAUUCUGUCAAACCCUGUGGAGGCAGGUCUGGGUUUAUUCAUUACGCUCAAACUGAAUCAUGAACAGCAGAUGCAUUAAGGAGGAAUUCUGGCCCUGUGGCUAAUCUGCGCACCCAGUGUCCUGAUUAAACGGGUUCGGUGCGUGGAGACACAGUGAGCUGUAGCGCAGAAGCACACGGCCGCUGUGGUGUAUGGAGCGCAUCACGGCGCUGGGAAGAGCGGCUCCAAUCACCACCGCUGCUCCUGGCUGAAUUUCCCUGGCUGACGUCAGCUGACUGCUCCGCUCUCCGCUCUCCGCUCCUUCGGACACAGCGCCGCGGUAAAAAAAAAAAAAUGCUGCUCUCUGCGCCGCCACGGACGGGAAUCAACUCGUAUAACGGCUACGCCGGCAAAAACGCCAAGAAGCAGACGUAUGUGUCCCCCUCCAACCAUCAGAUGGCUCCUCCCAGCCCCAACACUAACAACAGCAGCAGCACCACCUCCAUCAGCAACGGCAGCGGCGGGGCAGAGACGCUGAGCAAAACCAACCUGUACAUCCGUGGCCUCCACCCGGGAACCACAGACCAGGAUUUGGUCAAACUCUGUCAACCGUACGGGAAAAUUGUCUCCACCAAGGCUAUUUUGGACAAGACCACCAAUAAGUGCAAAGGCUACGGCUUUGUUGACUUUGACAGUCCGGCCUCGGCCCAGAAGGCGGUGACGGCGCUGAAGGCGGGUGGGGUGCAGGCUCAGAUGGCCAAGCAACAGGAGCAGGAUCCCACCAACCUGUACAUCUCCAACCUGCCGCUGUCCAUGGACGAGCAGGAGCUGGAGGGGAUGCUGAAGCCGUUCAGCCAGGCCAUUUCCACGCGCAUCCUCCGCGACGCCAACGGGACCAGCCGCGGCGUGGGCUUCGCCAGGAUGGAGUCGACAGAGAAAUGUGAGGCCAUCAUCCAGCAUUUCAACGGGAAAUAUAUCAAGACUCCCCCCGGAGUACCAGUGCCGUCAGAACCCUUGCUGUGUAAAUUUGCUGAUGGAGGCCAGAAGAAACGUCAGAGCCAAGGAAAAUAUCUGCAGAACGGGCGGCCGUGGACGAGGGACGGGGAGACUGGAGGAAUGACCCUCACCUACGACCCCACCACGGCCCUGCAGAACGGCUUCUACUCGUCUCCCUACAGCAUCGCUCCUAACCGGCUGAUUGGUCCCACCUCCCUCUCCCCAUACAUGCAUUCCCCUGUGUCCACCUACCAGGUACACAACCCAUCCUGGAUCCACCACCAGUCAUACAUCAUGCCCCCAGCAGGAGCGGUUCUGACGCCGGGAAUGGACCACCCCAUGUCCAUCCAGCCCACCUCCAUGAUCGGGCCUCUGACGCAGCAGCUCAGCCACCUCUCCAUGGGCAGCAGCGGCGCAUACAUGCCUGCAAACACGUCUAUGCAGGGGACCUACAUCCCACAAUACACCCAAGUGCCUGCCACCAACAUCUCAGUUGAGGAAAGUGCCGUCCAACAAUCUGUUGCCAUAGAGACGCCUACAGAACACACGACCUACUCCUACCAGCAUAACAAGUGAGGAGGAGGCUGAGAUUUUCCUCUGGAGCCGGAGACGCUCUCACGGGACCCAAGUGCUGAAGCUAUGGUGACUCUGCACUCAGACACUCGGGAGGAACAUGGACUGUUACACAGAAAUGACAAACAAAAGAUAUUUUCUACAAACUCAAAUUUUACAACAAACUCUUUCACUCCACACGAGCGCGACGGGACGAUAGCGGGCGACGGGAAACGGAAGGAGCGUCUAUUUUGAUAACACUCACAUGCAGACUCGCAUUCUACACGUUUAAAAAAGGUUUUGUUUUUUUAAACACUAUUUCGCAAAACUAGAAGAAAACAAAAAGAACAUUUCAACACCAUGUUUUACUUGGAGUCAUGUCUUGUUUUGAUCUUGUGCUGAUUUGACUCUUUGUUUUUCCGUCUGACACAUUUUGUACAUACUUCUUUGUUUUGGUGUGUUUCUACAGUAGCUUCACGUGUCCUUUUCUUUUGAAUAAGUGGUGCAAACAUUUGAACACGGAAGGUAGACAGAACCGUCUGAGCUCAUCCAAACAGCUGAUGGCUCCCAGUCUAACCACACAUGGUGCUGACCCGCAUUAGUUUCCUGUCGAGUGGCCGCGACUUCUCCCGGGAUCAAACCUGAGCUGAAGCGGCCUCGCUUCUUCUCGGCACUUGUUUCUCCAGUAACUUGUAGUUUCAGCAACGCUUCAGACAAUCAGAAGAUCACAGAGAACACGCAGAAGCAACGGCGUUUAGUGGCAGGUGUCUUCUUUAAACGAGCCGAAUAGUUUUCAAGCAUUCCAGAGAUUAACAGAAAUACAGACGACUCACUUUGAGCUGCUCCACUUGAUGAAACCCAAAGUGCAACAGGGAUCACGUCACACAGAGCUGCCUGUAAAUAAGAGAUUUAAAUGGUUCUGGCUUUGUUUUGAUGCGGUGAUGCUUCCGUUGAUUUGUUAAUGUAUCAAAUUGUGUGAUCGUCGCCAGAGCGUGUUCCGCAGCAUGAAUUGGAUGCUCGUAGACUAUGUAGAUGAGCUGGUGAAGCAUGGCUCUGGCCUGUGCUCUCAAGGCAGAUUAUUAUAGCGUCACACAUUCUGAAACACAGGCCACUCAUGCAUGUUUGCAUUUAUUUCCGCAUUAUUUUUCACCCACAUUUUUAUUUAAAGGUUCCCUUUUUUAAAUUCAUUUUUAAUACUUUUAAGAUUGAUCUUAUUUUUCAAAGAAGCGUUGACUUUAUUUUUGAUAGCGUGUUGUGUAAUUCAUAGAGAGACGUAACUUAGAAAGUAGCGAUUGUGCGUUGGCAAACUUCCGUCCUUCUGGUUCCAGUGCUGUCGCUGAAGAGGCUUUAAGGUGUAUUUGUGGCCGUUACCGUUCUGUCCGUGUCACCAGUAUUGGCACUUUAUGAACAGGACUCCUAAUCGUGGAUGAAUCAUAUGCUCGGUUCAGAUGCAUUACUAGAGUUUCGACCCAAGCAGCUGGAUCAAAUGUUAGGAGGAAUAUAUGUUGAAAACCUUGACGUACCUCAUCCUGCCUGAGCAACGUGGGUUCAGUUUGUGUAAAAAGGUUCACCGGCAAUAAACAACUAAGUUAGGUCUCAUGGCUGUUCACAGCUGGUACUGUGUCCACUUUUCCGUCCAAAUUUCGUAACGCAUGCCCAAGGUCCAAGAUCUAUGCAACUAAUUUAUUAUCCUUUUAAAUGCAAUAUUACAAAUAACAAAAACACCUCUUUCUUUCAUUACGUACAUUCAGACUAUUUUUGGGAUCACGUUGUUCAUUGAAAGGGAAUGAUUUCACGCCACAGUUGUCGAUACAACAGUGGGAAAUGUAGCUUCUCCAAAAACGUAUGUGGCAACUGCUGUGUGUGUGUGUAGGUGCGGGAGUCACCGGUCUAUCCAGAUUUUAUUCUACAUCCUGUUUGUCUUUCACCAUUCCGUCCAUUCGUGACGUUUAUGUAAAAGGUUGCAUCUUCUGAGUUCUGUCUGGUUGGACUUGAUACCUCCCACCUUGCUGAGUAAUUGAAAAUCACAGAACAGUUUAUUUCCCAGAAAAGAGUUUAACUUCACAGAAAUGCCUUAGAUUUCAUGGGAAGGGAUGGUGAAGGGCUAGGAUUAGGUAAGCUUGACCUCUGACUGGAAUUCUUUUCAUACACUGCUAAUGUUGAAAGGAUUUUUAUUACAACGAACUACUCUGAACAUAGAUAUGUGAAGCUAAGAAAUGUUUGCAACGUUGCUAUUACGCUCCAUUGUCAUUCCGUUGUUUAUCAACCACAUUAGCAGAGAGGUGGUUUAUUGACUUUGAAAAAUGUUGCUGCUAAUUCUGGACUGCUAAGUAUUUAGAAAACCUUUAGCUGAAGCUCAUUCAAUAUAUCAAGUCACUUGGGGUUUGUAACUCGUGUUCAGUGAUGUCCAUGGAGUCUUCUGCUUGUUUUGUUCAUCAAAUAACUUCUCCUCAGUAAAUGUUUGUCUUUCUGUGCCAUGAUGCAGGUCUUUGUCUUCUCCAUAGAAAAAAAACACUACAGCUGUUAAACAUUAAACUUUGAUUUCAAAGUUGUCUUUUUUUUUAAUAAAUGUUUUUUUUUCCA